Molecule: messenger RNA, 3243 nt
Organism: Girardinichthys multiradiatus
Lineage: Eukaryota; Metazoa; Chordata; Actinopteri; Cyprinodontiformes; Goodeidae
Gene: lrch1
Product: leucine-rich repeats and calponin homology (CH) domain containing 1
Exons: 20
Coding region: 1-1995 (664 amino acids)
Molecular function (GO): protein binding
Source: RefSeq, a predicted model, not a curated record
AUGCUGGACUCGUACUGUCCUACCAACGUCUCAAAGAACCGACUGACGGACGUCCCCUCAGAGGUCUGCCACUUGGUUGCCUUGGAGACACUAAACCUAUAUCACAACUGCAUCAGGACCAUCCCAGACAGCUUUAUCAUCCUUCAGUCGCUCACAUCUUUGAACCUCAGUCGGAACCAGCUGGGCUCUCUGCCGUCAUGCCUCUGUGGAUUACCUCUGAGGGUCCUUAAUGCCAGCAACAACAAGCUGGUGAGCCUGCCAGAGACCAUCGGACAGCUGCACAGCCUCAUGGAACUGGACAUCAGCUGUAAUGAGAUCACGGCUCUCCCUCAUCGCAUCGGCAAACUCAAAGCUCUGCGUGAACUUAACGUACGGCGAAAUCUUCUCUGCGUCCUGCCAGAAGACCUGGCCGACCUUCCACUGGUCAAGUUUGACUUCUCAUGUAACAAGGUGUCCACAAUCCCAGUGUGUUACAGAAAAAUGAGGCAGCUCCAGUCGCUGCAGUUAGAGAACAACCCACUGCAGAGUCCACCUGCACAGAUCUGCAUCAAGGGUAAAGUCCACAUAUUCAAGUAUCUGAGCAUCGAGGCGUGUCGCAGUGAGAAGAUGCCCGACUCUCUGUACCUCCCUGUCAUGGAGCGACUCAGUUUCACACGUCCCUCCACUGGCAGUGUGGAGGACAUGGAGCAGCAGAAGAAGCAGGACAGCGACUCAGGAGUCGGCAGCGACAACGGAGACAAGCGUCUGUCUGCGACCGAGCCUUCAGAUGAAGACAGUCUGAGUCUCAAUGUUCCGAUGAGCAACAUUACAGAGGAAGAGGGAAUCAGCAAAGAUGACUCCAGCGAACACAUCAGCUCUCUGACAGCCGACCCAAACUCCGACUCGGUGCGCCUGAUAGAGGGGAGUCCUACAGAAGCCCUGAAUGACCCGUUGAGUUACAGAGACUCGACUCUCAGCACUCGCUUCAUCAACUACAUCAAGGGUCGAACGGCAGCAGAGUUCGAAGAGCCCCUCAGGAUAGAGGAAGACUCCCACUGGCAGACAGAACAAACGUCAAAGGUCUCUGGGGGCACACAGCUACACAUUAACAUGAUUAACCAGCUGCAGGAGGCUGUGGAGCUGCUGCAGAACCCCAGCAGACUGAGCACAGAGCAGGAUGACCUGUCUGAAGUCCAGCUGUACCCUGUGGAGAUGGUCACAGUGGAAGAGUCGUUCAACGGACAGGACAGUGAUGAGGGCAGCACAACACCAAAGCAGCACAUGGAGGAGGGAGGCUAUGAGUUCCAGAAGAAGAGGCAGAUGAUUCUAGAGAAGGCCAGGUUUGAGGCUCAGCUUGCAUGCCGGGAGUAUGGAUGGCAUAUGUCCCUGAAGCGAGAAGACAGAUCUCCAGCCAUGGGACCUCUAUCUCUCUCCAGUCCGCCGUUUGGGCUGAAACCUCGAUCAGCCCCGCCCUCACUGCCGUGCUCACCUCCUCCUUCCUGUCUAGACUCCUCCCUUCUCUCACAGGCUUUACCCCUACAUCGUAGACAUGGCGACGGAGGCAUGCACAGCCAGGUGUUCCUGCGGAGCCAUAAGAGUAUGGAGUCUGUGGAUCCCCAGUUCACCAUGAGGCGGAAGAUGGAGCAGCUGCGGGAGGAGCUGGAGCUCAUGGAGCAGCUGAGAGAUAUAAUAGAGAGCAGGCUGAAAGUCGUCCUCCCCGAAGACCUGGGCACGUCUCUGAUGGACGGCGUCGUGCUCUGCCACCUGGCCAAUCACAUCCGCCCGCGCUCCGUCGGCAGCAUCCACGUCCCCUCACCGGCAGUGCCCAAACUCAGCAUGGCGAAAUGUCGAAGAAAUGUGGAGAACUUCCUGGAUGCCUGCAAGAAAAUAGGUGUACCACAGGACAAACUGUGUCUUCCUCACCACAUCCUGGAGGAAAAAGGCCUGGUGAAGGUGUGUGUCACGGUGCAGGCUCUGGUGGACGAGGCCUCCUCCAAACCCCCUCUUCUGGUGUGAGCGACGGAGCCCCGAACUGAACGCCGCAUGCUUACGCUGCCUCACGUGACCCUACAGCUCACCUCUGCAUCAUCUGCAGCGACGCAGGACUUUGAUGUCCUAUCAGGGUGCAGAAAGGGAACUAAUUCCAUUAGAAGCGGAUUUAUCUACUAACUCAGAAAGAGGAACCUGGAAUCAAGCAGUGAAGCAGGUAGAAGACGAACAGUUUGAUUUGCAGCAGGUUAUUUUCUUUACUCCAAUUUGGGAUCUUUUUUACUGUGAUCAUCUAAAGGGCAGAAAUACAGCACAGCAUUUUUUAUGUUUUGAACUAGAUCAAGAAAAUCUUUACAUAGGCUGGUUCCAUCUUUUGUAAAAUAUUAUGAUGAAGUGAUAAAAAAUAGAAGGAAUUCAUUUUGCAAUUCAAAAAUUUAAGAAUAUUGUUAUGAAUGAUGCAAAAAGCCAAAAAAAAUAUUAUUUCUUUUAUGCCAAAUCCAGAAAUUGGGAAUGUUUCAUUCAUACAGCAUCCUAGUUCUCAGGCUAAAUGUUUUUAGAUGAAAUACAUUUUUUUAUUUUUAUUUUUUCUCAGGCAUACCGUAUAAAGCAAAUGGUUGCCUAUGUGUUCCAGGGCAGUUUUGCUUACAAAAAGGAUAUUUUAAGCCGGUAUCCUAAUUGCACGAUUGACUUUAUUAAAUCAAGAUCAAAGAUUUUUCGUUUAAAAUCGAAGCUUUGUUUUAGAAUCUUACAAUUUCUGUCCCCCAAAUCUUUCUAUCUUCUGCCUGCUUGUGGCUCUAAACACCACACUUUGUUCAUAAAAACUCUAAAACCUUUUUGCAUAUUAGUCUAAAUAUUUUACUCGCCUCAGUCGAUCUCGCUGUCUAUGCACACAUUGUUUAAAUCCUUUUUUAACCAUGUACAGAUGAAAUUUGUUGUUUUUCUAAUGAGCUUGUAGCUGAAACAUUUCACUGUUUUGCUCUCAAUUCUCUGAAGAGAAUCAAACCAAAAUACUAAAGUCUUAUGAUAGAGGGAGACAUCUUUUAUCUAGUUCUAUUUAAACCUGAGGAUAUUUAUAAUAUAAAGAGAACCUGAAAAACAGUCUUGCGUUGUUGUAUAGAGUCAGACAUAAAUAGGCCAAAGCUAUUUUUCUGUAAUAUAUUUUGGGUAUAAGUGUGUAUAUUUUCUAAAGUUUGCGACUGUGUUGGAGCUUUCUGCGUGUCCCUAAAGCGGGUGUAUAUCUGUCUUAAACUGUCUCUGUGGGGACAUUAAUCUCAA